Molecule: messenger RNA, 879 nt
Organism: Cajanus cajan (pigeon pea)
Lineage: Eukaryota; Viridiplantae; Streptophyta; Magnoliopsida; Fabales; Fabaceae
Source: RefSeq, a predicted model, not a curated record
AUGGAGAACUCAGACCACUUACAAGACCAUAAGGAUGCUCACGACCGCCAGGAUGAUCUUGGUUUCUAUCUCUGGUUUCCUAGUUCUAAGAGAGCCAGAAAGUCUUCCCCUGACCCUAACCCUAACCCUAACCCUCUCCUUCCUCCUCAAACAAAUAGCCCGUCGUUAGAGAUGCAAAUGUCAUGCCCUAACCCUAACCAUGACUCUUUGUGGAUGCCAUCGACCAGCCACAACACUAACCUUAUGUUAGAGUUUUCUUCAAGCGAAUCCAGCCACAGCACUAACCCUACCUUUGAGUCAUCAUCCACCAACCGCAAAACUAACCCUACGUUAGAGUUAUCUUCCGACCACAACAACAACAACCAUCAAGAUGCUGCUGCUGACCUGAAUCCCUCUCAAGGAAAGAGUGAAACCGUGCCUGCACCUUUCCCUUGGGCCACCGAUCGCCGGGCCAUCGUGCACAACCGCAGAUAUCUGUUGCAAAACAAUAUUCUAACGAUCAGAGGGAGAGUCCAGUGCAAGAGGUGCGAGCAGGAGUUCGAGAUGAGGCUCGAUCUAGAGGAGAAAGUGGCUGAGUUACAGGAAUUCAUUGGGAGGGAAGGAGACAUGCGUGAUAGGGCACCAGAUGCUUGGGUGAAUCCACAGUUGCCAAAAUGCUCACAAUGUGGAAAAGAAAAUAGUGCUAAACCCAUCCUUGGGAGCACUAAGAAAAGGGAAAUUAAUUGGUUAAGCCAGAUGCUGGGUUGCUGUACCCUUAAUCAACUCAGAUAUUUUUGCAAGCACGCCCAAGUCCAUCGAACUGGUGCCAAAAAUCGUCUUCUUUACCAUACUUAUAUGAAUCUCUUGAAACAGUUUGUUCCUGAGUGGUUCCAUGCUUGA